UCGGGGCGGCGCCCCGGGGGUCGGGGUCUGGGGCGGGGCUAAGUGCGGGGAGGAAGUCACCCUCUUCGUAUCCGCUCACUGAGGCCGUAGUGGCCACCGACUCCGACGUGCGACAGUCAUGUUGCCCAACACGGGGAAGCUAGCAGGAUGUACUGUCUUCAUCACAGGCGCGAGCCGUGGCAUUGGCAAAGCUAUUGCUUUGAAAGCAGCAAAGGAUGGAGCAAAUAUAGUCAUUGCUGCAAAGACCGCCCAGGCACACCCCAAACUUGCAGGCACAAUCUAUAGUGCUGCUGAAGAAAUCAAAGCAGCUGGAGGAAAGGCCUUGCCAUGUGUUGUUGAUGUGAGAGAUGAACAGCAAAUCAGCAGUGCAGUGGAGAAAGCAGUUGAGAAAUUUGGAGGAAUUGAUAUUUUGGUGAAUAAUGCCAGUGCUAUUAGCUUGACCAACACAUUGGAAACACCUACAAAGAAAGUGGAUUUGAUGAUGAACGUCAACACCAGAGGCACCUAUCUUACAUCUAAAGCAUGCAUUCCUUAUUUGAAAAAGAGUAAAAUUGCUCAUAUCCUCAAUCUCAGCCCACCGCUGAACCUAAAUCCACUGUGGUUCAAACAGCACUGUGCUUACACCAUUGCUAAGUAUGGUAUGUCUCUGUGUGUGCUUGGAAUGGCAGAAGAAUUUAAAGGUGAAAUUGCAGUCAAUGCAUUGUGGCCUAAAACAGCCAUACACACUGCUGCUAUGGAUAUGCUGGGAGGAUCUGGUAUCGAAAGCCAAUGUAGAAAAGUUGAUAUCAUUGCAGAUGCUGCAUAUUGCAUUUUCAAAAAGCCAAAAAGUUUUACUGGCAACUUUAUUAUUGAUGAAAAUAUCUUAAAAGAAGAAGGAAUAAAAAAUUUUGAUGUCUAUGCCAUUACACCAGGCCAUCCUUUGUUACCAGAUUUCUUCCUGGAUGAACAGCCAGUUAUAGUUACCAAGAAACCGGAAACACAUGAAUUGAAAGAAGAGGAGGCGCAGCCAUCACCAAAACCACGUUCUGGAGCUGUGGAAGGAACAUUUAGAAUUGUUAAGGACUCUCUCAGUGAGGAUGUUGUUAAAGCCACUCAAGCAAUCUAUCAGUUUGAACUCUCAGGUGAAGAUGGUGGAACAUGGUUUCUUGAUCUUAAAAGCAAGGGUGGCAAUGUCGGAUAUGGAGAGCCCUCUGAUCGGGCAGAUGUGGUGAUGAGUAUGUCUACUGAUGAUUUUGUAAAAAUGUUUUCAGGGAAACUAAAACCAACAAUAGCAUUCAUGUCAGGAAGAUUGAAGAUUAAAGGAAACAUGGCCCUAGCAAUCAAAUUGGAGAAACUAAUGAAUCAGAUGAAUGCCAGGCUGUGAAGAGAAAAAAAAUGUUGACUGCUAAGCUCAAAAAGUAAAAGGGUUCAAUAGUUAAAAUUGAAUGUUUGUUUUCAUCCCUAUUAUAUUAUAAGGAUAUGCAUGUUUGUUCUAGAAAAAAUAGAAUUUCUGUAUCUGUAAGAGUUGAAAUUGUAAUUAAAACAGCUAGCCAACCAAACAUAAGCAUCAUUAAGUAGAAUUCUAAGACAUUCUGUUUUUCUUAUUUUGUGAGUUUUGCCCUCUGAGUCCUGUAUCUCAUACACCAUCAUCUUCUGGGAAAAGUAUUAUUAGUAAUCAAUCAGGGUCAAGCAGCAACAUUACUCUUUUAUAUCUUUUUCCCAUGUAAAAUGAGACUAGUCUGUUUUAAACUUUUCAGUUUAGGAUUGUAUACUAAUGAUAUUUUAGAUUUUUAUAAAUUUGUUUUAAAGAAAAUCUUCUAUAUUACAUUUUCACAGAAAUCACAUAAUAAACUACUUAAUAAAUACUAUUUGUGAAGACAAAUUAAACAAAAAGUAUAUUUUGUUAACUACCUUUCUAAGUGUAAGGUAUUUUACCUAUAGGAAAAUAUUAUUCAUGUAAUUCAACUAACUGCAGUAUAUAUAUCCUAUUUUAAAGUAUGUAAAAAUAUCUAUCCUAAGAUAAUUCCUCCCCAAAAGUGUGCACUUGGUCACAGUGUUUUGAAAUGAGAACAUUAGAAUAGAUGGUUGUUAUGGGCUGAAUGGUAUGCCCCCUUCAUAUGUUGAAGUUCUAACCCCCAGAAUCUCAGAAUUGAUUGUAUUUGGAGAUAAGAUCUUUAAAGAGGUAAGUUAAAACCCAGGCUUUUAGGGUAGGGUGGGCCAUAAUCCAGUCUGACUGAUGUCCUUAUAAGAGGAAAUUUGGACACAAAAGAGAGACCAAGGAGGCACACACUAGGAAUGACCUAGUGAGGUCUAGUGAGGAAUGACCAUGUGAGGACCAGCAAGAAGGCAGUCAUUUGCAAGCCAAGGAAAGAGGCCUCAGAAGAAACCAAACCUACUGACACCUUGAUCUCAGACUAGUCUCCAGAAUUGUAAGAAAUUUCUGUUGCUUUAGCCACUCAGUCUGUGGUAUUUUGUUAUUGCAGUCCUAGUAAACUAAUGCAAUAGUUUGUUUGUA
This is a messenger RNA of Balaenoptera musculus (blue whale), 2494 nucleotides long. It is a transcript of the gene HSDL2, whose product is annotated as hydroxysteroid dehydrogenase like 2. Gene Ontology annotation, cellular component: mitochondrion. The transcript is spliced from 11 exons. Lineage: Eukaryota; Metazoa; Chordata; Mammalia; Artiodactyla; Balaenopteridae. The record is from RefSeq and is a predicted model, not a curated record. Bases 119 to 1363 code for a protein of 414 amino acids.